AUGGGAAUGAAAAAUCCAAUGAUAUUUAUUAUCUUUUUCAUGCUUUUCUCUCUGUCUUCUUUUUCUCCUUUCUCUUUAGCCAAACCAUUAGAAAACAACAACAAUAAGAAACCUUAUUACAAGCCAUGCAAAACCCUAAUGCUCUACUUCCACGACAUCGUCUACAACGGUCAAAACGCCGCCAACGCCACGUCGGCCAUAGUGGCGGCGCCUCAAGGAGCCAACUUGACCAUCCUGGCCAGCCAGUUCCACUUCGGAAACGUCAUCGUUUUCGAUGACCCCAUAACCCUCGACAACAAUUUCCGGUCCGAGCCGAUGGGUAGGGCUCAAGGGUUCUACAUCUACAACACCAAGAACACCUACACGGCCUGGCUGGGCUUCACCUUCGUCCUCAACAACACCGAAGUGGGUCGGGGCACCAUCGGCUUUGCCGGAGCCGACCCUUUCUUGGUCAAGUCUAGGGACAUCUCGGUCGUCGGUGGCACCGGAGAUUUCUUCAUGCACUGUGGGAUUGCCACUAUCACCACUGAUUCUUUUGAGGGUGAAGUUUACUUUUGUCUUAGGGUUGAUAUCAAGUUCUACGAGUGUUGGUGA
Humulus lupulus (European hop) is the source of this 594-nucleotide messenger RNA. Its product is annotated as disease resistance response protein 206-like. The record is from RefSeq and is a predicted model, not a curated record. The coding region runs from base 1 to 594 and encodes 197 amino acids. NCBI's taxonomy places the organism in Eukaryota, Viridiplantae, Streptophyta, Magnoliopsida, Rosales, Cannabaceae. The transcript has a single exon.